Agrilus planipennis (emerald ash borer) is the source of this 2820-nucleotide messenger RNA. RefSeq names its product tyrosine-protein phosphatase non-receptor type 4. The record is from RefSeq and is a predicted model, not a curated record. The transcript has 13 exons. Gene Ontology annotation, biological process: protein dephosphorylation. Gene Ontology annotation, molecular function: protein binding; protein tyrosine phosphatase activity. The coding region runs from base 1 to 2667 and encodes 888 amino acids. Lineage: Eukaryota; Metazoa; Arthropoda; Insecta; Coleoptera; Buprestidae. Gene Ontology annotation, cellular component: cytoskeleton.
AUGAUCGAAAGUCUGUCUAGGCGGGCUUUAACUGGUUCGAGUGGUACUUACAACGUUCAUGCAUUAGAGCUGGCUGCCUUACGUGAACGGAAACUUAAAGGUCUGAAGGUGACUGUUAUGUUUCUUGAUGAUACAGAUCACACCUUUCACAUAGAGAAAAAGGCAAAAGGAUCUGUUUUACUUGAACAAGUUUAUCAACACUUGGAACUGAUUGAAAAAGAUUAUUUUGGAUUACAGUAUUCAGAUGCAGGAUGUUCACCAUCGAAUAACAAACCUGAAUGUAUGCAAUGGUUAGAUCCUUCUAAAACGAUAAAAAAGCAACUUGGGAAUUGUGAAUAUCCUUUAUACUUUCGUGUUAAAUUCUAUGUGUCUGACCCAAGUAAGUUAAAAGAAGAAUACACAAGAUACCAGUUCUAUUUACAAGUUCGUAAAGAUAUCUUGGAAGGACGACUGCACUUGUCAUCAAGCACUGCUUGCUUAUUGGCUAGCUAUACAGUUCAAUCGGAAUUAGGAGAUUAUCAUUCUGAUGAGCAUGGACCAAAUUAUCUAUCAAAUCUUCAACUUAUACCAAUGCAAACAGAAGAAAUGGAAAAGAAAAUAGCCGAGCUUCACAAGUUACACAGAGGACAAUUGCCCGCAGAUGCUGAAUUCAAUUUUCUGGAUCAUGCAAAAAGAAUUGACAUGUAUGGAGUGGAACUUCAUAAGGCAAAAGAUAACAUGAACAGAGAUAUUCAGCUUGGGGUAACGUCAAUAGGUUUAGUUGUCUUUCAAAAUAAUAUAAGAGUUAGUGCGUUUUCCUGGUCGAAAAUAAUGAAGAUAUCAUUUAAAAGAAAAAUGUUUUUCAUACAACUGCGCCGAGAGCCGUCCGAAUCGUACGAUACCCUUUUGGGUUUCAAUAUGGACACAUAUCGUUCGUCUAAAACGUUAUGGAAAGCAUGUGUGGAACAUCACACAUUCUUCAGACUGCAUUCCCCCAAAGUACGACGGAAAUUCCCGCUAUCGCUAGGUUCAAAAUUCCGAUAUUCUGGUCGGACCGAAUUUCAGACCGUUUCCGAAGUUAAACAACGUGGAAAAUUGGAACGGAAAUUCGUACGGUCUCCAAGCAAACUGUUUCGACAGUCAGUUCCACCUCCUGCUUUAGAGGAAAGAGGGAAAAUAUUAACCGCUCCCAGUCGACCUCCAAGGCCUUACGACAACAAAGUGACAUCGUUAGGAGCGAAAGAACCCCGAAAGGCAUGGGAAGACGAUUGCAGGAUAUCUGAUGACGACGGAGGUUUCUUGGAACGUACGUUGGAGGGUCCAUUCUCUCCCAGUUUAGCUGGUAGGGUUAUUAGUUACGCAGAUGAAGAGCUCCCCUCUCCUACAACAAAUGAACUGUAUGAAACUCCUCCAUAUAGUGCAUCACCAACUUCACAAGUCGUCGAAGAUGGACUGGUAAUGAUAACACUAUUUCCAGAUGAAGAAGGAAAAUACGGUUUCAAUGUUAAAGGUGGUGCGACAGUGGAUGUUCCGAUUCAAGUGUCUCGCGUAGCACCCGGUACUCCAGCAGACAAAUGUGCCCCUCGUUUAUCAGAGGGUGAUCAAAUCGUUCAGAUAAAUGGGCACGAUGUUACGCAUGGGCUUCAUCAGACCGUCGUUCAGUAUAUACAAAAAGCAAGAAGGACUAAUGAAGGCAAGUUAGUUUUGGUAGUGAAACCGAGCCCAAUCUAUUCUGGUGACGAGUAUGAGGAGCCUCCUUACCAUUACGUUCCGGUAGGUGACGUCCUAAGGACCCCAUCGCCCAGUAAUGCACUGGAACAAAGCAUGCUUCUUUUAGAAGACGGACUAGCUAACGGAGCAUUGAUUACACAAUAUGAGAUCAUGUACAGGAAACAUCCCGAUCUCAUGUGCGACGAGGCCGUUAAACCGAAAAACAUUAAUAAGAACAGAUAUAGGGAUAUUUUGCCGUAUGACGUUACGCGUGUCGUUUUAAAGCAUUCUCCAGGUGGUGACUACAUAAAUGCAAAUUAUGUUAAUAUGCAUAUAUCGGGUUCGGAUGUAAUUAACAAGUAUGUAGCAACGCAAGGCCCGCUUCCAUCUACAACCGAAGACUUCUGGCAGAUGGUACUCGAAGAAGAAAGUAAUUUAAUCGUAAUGUUAACAACGGUCGUCGAAAGGGGACGAGUCAAAUGUCACAAAUAUUGGCCGAGUUUGGGAGAGGAAUUGACACUAACCAACGUAACCGUUAAAUGCCUCGUAGAGGAAACUGACGACUCACGUAGCUUCGUUUUUCGAGAUUUUCUUCUGCAUGAUGUUAAGAACGACAGGGAGAGAAAAAUAAAACACAUGCAAUACGUAGCAUGGCCUGACCACGGCGUGCCCGAAUCGCCUGAACAAUUUCUUGGUUUUACGCAGCGUGUACGCGAAACGCGGGACACAGACGGAGGACCUAUGAUAGUGCAUUGUAGCGCAGGAAUCGGUCGUACGGGGGUGCUAGUACUUAUGGAGACCGCUAUGUGCCUUAUCGAAAUGGGCGAGCCCGUCUAUCCCCUUGACAUUGUUCAAAUAAUGCGCAAACAACGCGCCAUGAUGAUCCAAAAUGCUAGUCAAUACAGGUUCGUAUGUGAAAGUGUGCUUACAUUUUAUACACAAAAGAUUUUAGUAUCCGAAAAUCAUCAUCCGAGGUGAACGUGUACCGUGUAAUUCUUUUUGCUUUAAUUUAUAAAACAUAUUUUAAUUAUUAUUUACGUUUGUAAUGACAAACAUUUAAAAGAAGUAUAGAAAAGACUUCCACCUGUGUGCAAUGUACCUAAACAAUUUCGUAUUAAAUUAUCUUUUUAC